Messenger RNA from Benincasa hispida (wax gourd), 1480 nucleotides. Its product is annotated as GDSL esterase/lipase At3g27950. Gene Ontology annotation, molecular function: hydrolase activity, acting on ester bonds. The record is from RefSeq and is a predicted model, not a curated record. Lineage: Eukaryota; Viridiplantae; Streptophyta; Magnoliopsida; Cucurbitales; Cucurbitaceae.
AAUCCCUGUCAAUGUCAUGUGCAAAGAAGAUUAUCAUCUUCAUAAAAAUCCAAACAUUUCUCAUACUAUAUGAGAAUAAAGCCACAGCCAGUGCCGUCAACGACAACACUUUCAUAGAACGACGCUGAAAUGACAAAUUUCAACCCCACCAACUUGUCGUACCCUUUCGCUCAAAUCCCACUUUCCCCUCAUUUCCUCUUACUCCGCUUUCUCUUCCCAUUUCCCAAAAUGGGUACGAAACCACUGAAAAUCUAAGCUCCCACGGAUUGCUUUUGCUUUGCUCUGUUGCAAAAUCAUGGACCCACUGAAGCUCCGCCGUGUGUUGGUUUUUCUAUUUCUGGGUUUUGUUGGAUGGCCGAUGUCGUUGAUUGGCGCCGCCGCUGGGGGCGGUGGGGGUUCGGGGAGUUGUCGAUUUCCGGCAGUGUAUAACUUCGGUGACUCGAACUCGGACACUGGAGGAAUAUCGGCUGCAUUCAAUGUGAUUCAAUCACCCAAUGGCAUGACCUUCUUUGGACAUCCUUCUGGGAGGGCCUGUGAUGGCCGUCUUAUUGUAGACUUUAUCGCUGAGAAGCUGGAAUUUCCUUACCUGAGUGCAUAUCUGGAUUCAGUAGGAACAAGCUUUAGGCAUGGAGCUAAUUUUGCAACAGGCGGUUCGUCGAUUCGUCCUGGUGGUUACAGCCCUUUUCAUCUUGGCCUCCAAGUGUCACAGUUCAUCCAAUUCAAAGCCCGCACCACCUAUCUAUACAAUAGACUCCAGUCCAACAACAAAUCUCUACCUAUCAAAAGCAGCAUUGCAAGGCCUCAGGAGUUUUUGAAGGCGCUAUAUAUGUUCGAUAUUGCACAGAACGAUCUCUCCUAUGGUUUCCAACACUCAUCUGAAGAACAAGUUAGAGCUUCCAUUCCAGAUAUACUAAACACAUUUUCUGAAGCUGUGCAACAAAUAUACAAGGAGGGGGCAAGAUAUUUCUGGGUGCAUAAUACAGGUCCAAUUGGAUGUCUGCCUUUUGCUAUUUUGGAUAACCAGAGGCCAGGUAAUAUAGACAGCAUAGGCUGUGUGAAGAGUGCGAAUGAAGUCGCUCAAGAACUCAAUCGGCAACUUAAGAAUCUGCUAUUAAAGCUAAGGAAAGAGCUUCCUCUAGCUAGGAUUACGCACGUAGACAUGUAUUCAGCCAAAUAUCUUCUCGUUAGCACAGCGAAAACUCAAGGUUUUGUUAGUCCAGUGAACUUUUGCUGUGGGAAUUUCCAUGGUUUUCACAUUAACUGUGGGAAGAAAGAAAUUGUGAAUGGAACAGUUUAUGGAAUUCCUUGCAAAGAUCCAUCAAGGCAUAUUAGUUGGGACGGCAUACACUACUCUGAGGCUGCAAACUUGUGGAUUGCUAACCACAUUUUGAAUGGCUCAUUUUCAGACCCACCAUUGCCAAUUGACAAAGCUUGUCAAAGCUCCAAUUAAUGCAUGAUAUAGCCACACUUUUUGAAAAUA